ACAGGGCGUGUUCCGUCAUUCAUGAAACCUGAAACUGUUUGCAUGCUGAGUUCACAUGGUGGAAAUUUCCACUAUCUGCUGUUAAAUGCUGAGGAUAUCCCCUCUGAAAUUACAAUUCUCUGUUGCUCCCGUUUUCUUACUUGGUUCACAUUGCAUUUCCAAGGCUGAGGGGACAAGGAUUGGAUUUCCCCACCGAUGUUAGACACAACCCAUUCCAUGGCAAGGACAUCGUGCGCAAAAACAAAACCAGUAUCUGCCUGAACCUUAUGGUGAGCUGUAUGCGCCAGACAACAGGUAUCAGCUGGAGGAACUAAGCGGGUCGAGCCGCCUCAGUGGUGAGGGAAAGGAUCUGCCAACAUUUUGUGUCUAAACCCUGCAUCAGGACUACACUGUUUCCGCCAUCUUGAGAACACGCUGUCCAGGAAAUCAAUACUGAAAUUGACAGAAUACAUCGACUCCCCUAAAAUAUUUGUGCUGGUUUCUUUUUUCUUACUGACCUUGUUUUGACUGAAGAUAUGGAUCGCAUUGAGCUUAGUAAAGUCAACAAUGAGGCUGAUGAUGAGACCAACAGUGAUGAAAGUAUGGAUGAAGGCUAUACCAAAUUACCAAACGCAGAGAAAGCUGCAAUCAGCAGUCAAUUUGCUGAAGAAGACGACGCUGAAAGUCAGAGGUUUUUAACGAGUGAAUAUUUAAGGAAAACAAAAUAUGAAGAAUUUCAGGAAGAAUGUCAUCCGGGGAUGACGUCAUUUGGAAUGUCAGCAUUUAACCUCAGCAAUGCCAUCAUGGGCAGUGGUAUCCUUGGCCUGUCCUACGCUAUGGCCAACACUGGCAUCCUUCUCUUUGUGAUCCUAUUAGUUGCAGUGGCAAUUUUAUCCCUGUAUUCUGUUCACCUCUUACUAAAGACUGCAAAAGAAGGAGGCUCUUUGAUUUACGAGAAAUUAGGAGAGCGAGCAUUUGGGUGGCCUGGGAAAAUUACAGCUUUCGGCUGUAUUACAUUGCAAAAUAUUGGAGCCAUGUCAAGUUAUCUAUUCAUUGUGAAAUAUGAACUACCGGAAGUUAUUCGUGCAUUUAUGGGAAUUGAAGAGAUCCGUGGACUCUGGUAUACAAAUGGCAAUUACCUUGUUGUCAUUGUUUCACUGUGCAUCAUCCUGCCCCUGACUUUUUUGAAAAAUCUAGGGUACCUUGGAUACACGAGUGGAUUUUCUCUUUCUUGUAUGGUCUUCUUUGUUGGCGUUGUAAUAUACAAGAGAUCUGAGAUCCCCUGCCCAUUGCCCGGACACUAUUCAGGAAAUCUGACCUCGCUGGAAAAUACUACAGGGCAUAUGGGAGCAAUGCAUCCAAUGGCGCUCAACAGAUCCACCAACGAAGAUGUAGACUUCAAGAUGCCCUUAGUCAAUGGACACACCGAAGUUGAUUCUCACACCUACACUAAUGGCUUCAGUCAUGAUGCUCAUGAUGUAGAUGACAUGUGCAAACCAAAAUACUUUAUAUUCAACUCACAGACUGCCUACACCAUUCCCAUCUUGGCCUUUGCGUUUGUGUGUCACCCUGAAGUGCUCCCAAUCUACAGUGAGCUUAAAGAUCGAUCGCAAAAGAAAAUGCAACAUGUCUCCAACGUGUCGAUUACUGCAAUGCUCAUCAUGUACCUACUGGCCGCUUUAUUUGGCUACCUGACCUUUCUUGGACAAGUUGAGACUGAAUUGCUGCAUACCUACACUAGAGUCUACCAAUUUGAUAUCCUGAUUGUGUGUGUUCGCGUGGCUGUGUUGGUAGCUGUCACACUGACUGUCCCCAUCGUGCUAUUCCCGAUCCGAGCAUCAAUCCAGGAAAUAAUGUUUCCAAGGAGGUCAUUCAACUGGAUACGGCAUAUUGGAAUUGCAGCAAUCCUGCUGGUUUUAAACAACCUUCUAGUGAUAUUCGUUCCAAACAUUAGAGAUAUUUUUGGCUUCAUUGGGGCAUCUGCAGCUACAAUGCUGAUCUUCAUUCUUCCCUCGGCGUGUUAUAUCAGGCUUGUAAAGAAAGAAUCAAUGAGGUCCAUGCAGAAGAUUGGGGCUACAAUUUUUCUCGUGAUUGGCAUCAUUUUUAUGAUUGGAAGCUUGACCCUUAUUGUCAGUGAUUGGAUUCACAACCCCCCAGGUUCCGGUGGCCAUUAACCUUCUGCUUGAUGUUGCUAAAUGGAACCAUCAGCUAUGCAUCCUGUGAAUAACCGUGGACACAGAGACUGUGCAAGUGGAUGCUAUUCCUCAUUUUACUUCAAAAGGCAAGAUUCCAGGACUUGAGCAUACCUCAUGUGAAGGCUCGACGCCAACUGUAGAUAAAAGAAGGCUUGUCCUUACAAGGGAUUGUAUCAGUUCUUUUUAAGUUAACUUUAGAUUUCAGAGGGAAACCGAUUAAGGAUGGAUAACAUUUGCAGUGAAUGGAUACAGGGUAGCACCAUGAACACGGACGGCACAGUGGCACAACUGUUAGAACUGCUGCCUCACAGCGCCAGAGACCCGGGUUCAAUACUGACCUCGGGUACUAUCUGUGUAGAGUUUGCAUGUUCUGUUCUCCCUGUUGCUUUCCUCUUGAGUGCUCCGGUUUCCUACCACAUCCCAAAGACGCGCAGGUUUGUAGAUUAAUUGACCUCUGUAAAUUGCCCCCACGUGGAUGUGAAAGUGGGAUAACAUAGAACAAGUGUGAAUGAGUGAUCGAUGGUCAGCGUGGUUUUGGUGGGCCGAAAUAGGACCUGUCUCCAUGCAGUAUCUUUCAAUUGAUUCAAAAUUGUAUCACAAGUAUAAUUGCUUUUUGUAAUUAACAUGUAAUAUGUGUCUGCUGCUAGAUUACAGGAAAACUGUUAUCUUUGAUGUUAUGAUAGCUUGCAUAUAGUUUUUAAAUCUGGAUUUUCAAACAUAUAGGUCAAGGGAGUUGGCUGCUGAAUUUGCCUCUCUUUUAAAGUAAAGGGUGGCACAGUGGUAAAGCUGCUGCCUCACAGCACCAUAGACCCAGGUUCAAUCCUGAUCUUGGGUGUUGUCCGUGUGGAGUUUGCAUGUUCGGGUUUGUAGGUUAAUUGGCCUCUGUGAAUUGCCCGUAGUGUAUAGUGGGAUAAAUAGUGUGAACGGGUGAUCAAUGUGCGACGUGGACUCGGUGUGCCGACAGGUUUGUUUCUAUGCUGUAUCUCUAAACUAAACUACAAGGAAUGUAGUUUAGCUUGUCUGAUCUACUCAUCGAAUGAGAAGAUUGCCACAACCACUCACCCCACCCCGUACAAAUCUCACCCACUCCUUUUAGAGCUCUUUUGCUUUUCAGUUAAAAGAUUACCUUUAGAAAUAAUGCAUCACCAGAGAUGUUUUGUACAUCAGUAAACAAGGACCAGAUCCUGUAUCCCAUCACUGCUAACACGGUCAACCUUUGUUGUCUCCCCAAUUCUAUGCUAUGGUUCUGGCCAAGUUUUUUUUGUUCCUCUUAUCCCUAACAAAGAAGCACAAACUAUGUGAUGCAAUUAUGCCACUUCUGUUGCCUAGGUAACAGAGUAGCCUUAUUUCAAUCUGAAUUUUAACCUGUUAAGGUAUACAGAGACUGGAAACACAUCCUUAAUGUAACAAGAACAUUGGUAUAACGACAACUAUUUAUCACUUUCCGAAGUCAAAGCUCACGUUUUAUCUAAAUCACACAAACGGCAGUUUAACUUCAGCUUCCUUCUGUAGCAAUGGUGCAUCUGUAUAUAUAUAUAUAUAUUUUUAUUACUAAAUAAAAUCUCUCUUCCGAAUGGUGUUUUGAAAGUACUCUGUUGAAUGCCAUUGAACAAGUGUGGGUUUUAUAGUAACAUUGUCUUCCAAAUACAUGGGAAGGGAGAUUCUUGUAAUAACCUACAUUGAGUUAAACCAACACUCGCUGUCAAAAAUAUUCUGCUGCAGCCAACUAUAAUUUCAUCAUUGUAUAUAAAUAUUAAUCUUUUUAACAAGUUGAUAUAAUUGGAAUUAAAAUGUAUAGUACCUUUGUGUUUAGUUAUUUUUUUAAGAUUCCAGAAAGAUGAAUUAUUCAAAUUUAUUGUUAAACUAGCCUUGGCUCAGUUCGCCAACAAAGUUGUUUUAUGGGUUGAGUUCUACACCAUCUCAACUAUGACUUCAAUCCAAAUCUUCAGUUAGUUGUACACAAUGCAAUAAGUGCAUGGACGGCUACUCUGGCGUGUUGUGUUUAUUGAUCUGAUGUUGAAAAUAAAAUGUUUAAAUUAAUGGAAUAAAAUAAACUCAUACUUUGCUAGUUUGAUGAUAAUAUUCUGGAAGGUUAAUACCAAUCUAUAAUAACACAAAAGUGCUGGAGUAACUCAACGGAUCAAGCUGCAUCAAUGGAGAGCAUGGAUAGCUGACGUUUCAGUACUUCGAAGAAGGAUCCCGACCUGAAACGUCACCAAUCCAUGAUCUCCAGGGAUGCUGCAAAACCCACUGAGUUAUUCCAGCACCUUGUGUCAUUUUUGUGUAAACCAGCUUCUGCAGUUCCUUAUUUCUCUAUCUCUAUGAUUUAUUUGAUACACAGAACUUCAAAGCUACUUUUAUUUUUCUCUAUUUCCAUUUGCUAUUUUUCUGCUUUACAAGUAAUUUUGUAUCAUGAUGUCAGGGUCUACAGCAUUAGAGUGGAGAAGAAAUGGCAAGUGGAGUUAAUUUUAUUUAACUAGUCAAAAGUGGAUAUUAUUUAAAGUUAUUUUGUGGAUCCAAGUGUGUUUGAUAAGCAGUUUAUCCAUGUGUACAUGCUUUGAAUGAUCUUGGGGUGGAUUUACUUGAGAAUGUUAUCUGUUGUAAAUAGGAAUGUCCAGUGUGAACUUGCGUAAGUCUUAAAUGCUGAAACCCUGCAGUGAAUCACUCUUGUGAGGGAUUACUAUCGCACAAACCUUACGAUUGGAUUUGGAUGAGUUCCUUGUGGCCUUGAUAGGUAUCAAGGAUGAAAAUUCCAUGGGCAGAAGAAUUUGAGAAGGGCAAAGGGCAAUAUUGUUAUUAAGGCAAAGAAGUCCCUAUGGACAAAGUUAACUUGUAAUGCUUAGAUGUAGAUUGGUCUUUUGGAUUGUCUUGCUUUCAAAAAUAAAGUUUAUUGGUAAUAAAAAAUAUACAAAACAAAACAGUGCAAAAUUCUCCAACACAUUCUUAGCGUCUGUCUAUACAUUCAAUAUUACUAGUUUUAUACCCAAAUGUGUUAGCAUCUUUCUUUUUCCUUAUACAUAGCACAAUGGGGUGAUAUCCCACCCCUUGCUUGAGGGGUGUCACCACUGGACUCGGCCCAUCAAUGUCCAGUAGCGAUGGACUUUCGAUGAUGGUCCUUCCCCACAGAGCCUCCGUGUUGACUGCAUCGAGCUUCAGUGCAUCUCUCAGCAUGUACUCCUGCAGUCUGGAAUGGGCCAGUCGGCAACAUUCCCUGACGGACAUCUCGAUGUGCUGUAAGACCACUGCUUUUCUCUCUGAUAAUUAAGCUUUUAACUCACAUGGAUUAUUUCAUCUUUUCUGUGAGAUAUUGGACUCUGAGGGUUGCUCCAUGUGAUGCACUGACAGCGAAUGUCCACACAGCCACAUGAUUUGGCUUUGUUUGGCCUUGGUGAAAUUAGGCACAUUUACCAACAUAAAACUUGGGCAGUAACUGCAAAAGUAUUGGAAUUGAAGCCCCAGACGUUUUUUGAGAAACUUUUUUAGACGCCUACUGAGCAGUUUUCUCUGAAGUUCUUUUCAGUAUUUUCUUUGUUUAUGAUUAGUAACUUACACACACACACACACAAUGACAAGUUGCCUUUUAUUCUGAGCAAAGUUUUUGCGAGUGCAUUUUAAAAUUUAAUUCAGCAUCUGACCUUUUUGAUAAAACUGCACCUAAAUGGUUGUGUCCUCAAAUGUCUUAUUAUCAGUGUACCUUCAAAACAGUUUGUUUUGCAACAUGAAUUAUUCACUGUAUUUGUGAAUGGCUUGUGUUUAUGUUGAGCUGGCUAAAGCUGCUAUAGCAAGCUUCAGAUUGCAUUUUGUGUUCUAGUUUACCAACAAAGAUGGUAAAAUAUUUUUCUGAUGUAGCAAUGUUUGGAAUUUAGGGCUCUUUUGUAUCAGGAGCUGUUAUGAGAAAAUGUAUAAUGCUGAAUAAAGUUGUGCAGUAUUAAACAAA
Molecule: messenger RNA, 6111 nt
Organism: Amblyraja radiata (thorny skate)
Lineage: Eukaryota; Metazoa; Chordata; Chondrichthyes; Rajiformes; Rajidae
Gene: slc38a4
Product: solute carrier family 38 member 4
Exons: 17
Coding region: 516-2153 (545 amino acids)
Biological process (GO): amino acid transmembrane transport
Cellular component (GO): plasma membrane
Molecular function (GO): L-amino acid transmembrane transporter activity
Source: RefSeq, a predicted model, not a curated record